UCCUUACUUCAAAAAACCCCCUAAACAGUUUUCCCCAUCCAAAUCAACCAAAAAGCAGACACGGGUAUAAGCACUAUUUCUGAAAUAAAUUAUAUAUUUUCUUGUUUCCGUUGACCCCUGACUUUGACAAGAUGUCCAAGUCAGCACGGGGUUCCAGGCCAAAGCUGCCUUUUCCAAGCUCACCGUCCGCAUCUUCAAUUUCCGGCGGAAAACCGAAUCAAGGCCUGGAGGCCAUGUUGCAUGUCACUCAGGUGCACACCAGCUGUGCGGAUGAAGGUGAUUUCUAUUACUACCCAGGUGGAGGAGAAAAAUCCCAGUCUGAACUAUCAAUGGAGGUCAAGACUCCAGAUCUGGAGGCUGAGGUGCCCCUGAAACCGCCAUUUGUGGCCUUGGUGAGCAAUCUGCCCAUGGAGUGCUAUGAACGGGAGCUGAGCCAAGUGUUUUCCAAUUUUUCGAUUCGUACUUUGACUGUUCCCAGGAAGGGUAAGCGUCCCAAGGCAUUUGCUUACCUGGAAAUGAACUCUCGGGAGGAGUUGAUCCGUCUGCUCCAACUGGAGAAGCUCAAGUGUCGUGGACGCUUGCUUUCAAUCAAAUUGUGUCCAGAUCCGGAGAAGAUUCCCAGUGGUGGAAUGAAGCCAGGAGAAAGGGGAGGAGGAGGAGGUGUAUAUGGAGGACUUUAUGGAGAACUAGGAUUCGAGAGAGUCGGAGGAGUUGCAGGAGUUUAUGGAGGAGCAUCUGCUGGAGCUGGGGAUGCCCCUUUUACUCCUUUAUCAAUCAGUGAUUACGAUUCUACUUCUGCCCAUUAUGCAGCCAGUGUGAGUGACCUUAACGCAGAAGAACCUCCAUCCAGUCCAGUAGAAUCCCCUCGGGCAAUGGGCAGUGAGUCAUCUAUCUAUAACAUGGAAAUACCCAUUCGCCGAAAGCCCAGCACUAUAGACGAACUCGAACGUCGCAUGGAUAUUCGUUUACAAAAACUGGCCGAGUUCGAGAAUGCUCAGUCGGAGAGAGAGCAGAGCUCGCAGAUGGAUGAUGAUCAGGAGGAUAUCUACAGCGUGUCCUGGACUGAUAUACUCAACGAGGCCAGAAAGAGCGAGCAAUUGUAGUUGAUGUUUGUUUCCAAAAUUUUAAUUAAAAUUAAAUGAACUAUUUGAAGUAUCUAUA
Messenger RNA from Drosophila kikkawai, 1161 nucleotides. RefSeq lists its product as uncharacterized. NCBI's taxonomy places the organism in Eukaryota, Metazoa, Arthropoda, Insecta, Diptera, Drosophilidae. Gene Ontology annotation, molecular function: RNA binding. The record is from RefSeq and is a predicted model, not a curated record.